Messenger RNA from Helianthus annuus (common sunflower), 1877 nucleotides. RefSeq names its product protein NRT1/ PTR FAMILY 4.6. Bases 63 to 1754 code for a protein of 563 amino acids. NCBI's taxonomy places the organism in Eukaryota, Viridiplantae, Streptophyta, Magnoliopsida, Asterales, Asteraceae. Gene Ontology annotation, biological process: transmembrane transport. Gene Ontology annotation, cellular component: membrane. The transcript has 5 exons. The record is from RefSeq and is a predicted model, not a curated record. Gene Ontology annotation, molecular function: transmembrane transporter activity.
GAGACUGUGAAAGUGAUUUAUGUUACAAUCUUUCUUUCCUCCAAAGAGAGUGAUCGAUCGAAAUGGAAGUUGAAUCACAAGAACAAUCCAAUACAUGGGAAGACUAUGUGGACUGGAAGAAGAAACCAGCAAUCAAAGGCCGCCAUGGUGGCAUGCUUGCAGCCUCCUUUGUGUUAGUUGUGGAGGUGAUGGAGAGUUUGGCUUUCUUGGCAAAUGCAAGCAACUUGGUUUUGUACUUGAUACAACACAUGCACUUUUCUCCUUCAAAAGCAGCAAAUCAUGUUACAAAUUUUAUGGGGACUGCUUUUCUUCUUGCUCUUCUUGGUGGUUUCUUAUCAGAUGCUUUCUUUACCACCUAUCAAAUCUACCUCACCAGUGCACUUGUUGAAUUCUUGGGACUGGUGAUACUAACAAUACAAGCUCGUUCAUCAUCAUUAAAGCCACCCGAGUGCAACCCAACGGUCCCAUGUGAACAAGUGCACGGUGCCAAAGCUGCAAUGCUGUUUUCAGGACUUUACUUGACCGCAUUAGGUGUAGGAAGCAUAAAAGGGUGUCUACCAGCACAUGGUGCACAACAAUUUGACGACAACACCAUCAAGGGUAGAAAACAAAUAUCAACUUUCUUCAACUACUUCGUGGUUUGUCUUUCCUUUGGUGUUCUACUUGCUGUUACCUUCGUGGUUUGGAUCGAAGACAACAAAGGAUGGGAAUGGGGUUUCGGAAUUGCUACGUUGACGAUUUUAUCGUCUGUCCCGGUGUUCCUGGCUGGUUCUGGUUUUUAUAGGAACAAGAUCCCUUCUGGUAGUCCUCUCACCACAAUUUUUAAGGUACUGAUUGGAGCCAUCUUAAACAAAUCAUUGUCCCCAAAUAACACUGAACAACAACAACAGCAAGAAACUGUCACAAAGGAUGUCAACCAAACCGAAACCUUGUCAUCAAAUCUCAAAUUCUUAAACAAUGCAGCAACAAACAAACCACCCUACAACUUCCUCAAAUGCUCGAUCAAACAAGUCGAAGACGUCAAAACCAUUCUCCGAGUCCUCCCAAUAUUCGGUUGCACCAUCAUGCUCAACUGUUGCAUAGCUCAACUCUCUACAUUCUCCAUCCAACAAGCCUCAACAAUGAACACAAAAAUUGGGUCACUAAAAGUUCCACCAGCCUCCCUACCCGUUUUUCCGGUUUUGUUCAUCAUAUUCCUUGCCCCAUUUUAUGAUCACAUCAUAACACCAGUUGCGCGUAAAGCUACAAAGUCAGAAACCGGUGUUUCACAUCUACAACGUAUUGGAAUCGGUUUAUUUCUAUCGAUAAUGGCCAUGGCGGUCGCUGCUCUAGUCGAGAUUAAACGCAAGCGGGUUGCUAAUGGUAGCCGGCUCGGCUUACAAGAGCCGUUACCGAUUACGUUUUUGUGGAUUGCCUUCCAGUUCUUGUUUCUUGGGUCGGCUGAUCUUUUCACGUUAGCGGGGUCGAUGGAGUUUUUUUUCGUGGAAGUUUCGGCGAAUAUGAGGUCUUUAGCGAUGUCGUUAUCGUUCGCUUCGUUGGCUAUGGGUUACUAUUUGAGUACCGUGAUUGUGUCGGUGGUGAAUAGCGUCACCGCGGUCUCUGGCCGCGGUGGAUGGUUGUCUGGACGGGACUUGAACCAUUACCAUUUAGAGAGGUUUUAUUGGUUGAUGUGUAUUUUGAGUGCAUUGAAUUUCCUGCAUUAUUUGUUUUGGGCUAACCGGUACAAGUAUCAAUCUCGAGGGGCUAAAUCUUGAAUUAUGGAUACGUUGAAGGUGUAUUGAAGAAACUGUUAUAAAAAUAAGUUAUUUGCAUGUCAUAUUUGUAGGAGUACAUUGAAACUCAUCUUAUUUACAUGUUUUAUUUGUAAGAGUACAUUG